AUGGUUAGCCAGCGUCUAGCUCGACAUUCAUGCAUCUCUCUCUUCUUCUUCUCUUCUACCAUCUCUACUUCAUCUACUAUCUUCUACUAUCUUCAUCAUCUUCAUCAUCUCUCGAUCUUCUUCUCUUCGCGUUUUCUUCUUCGUCUUUGUUUUGGUGAUCCUUGUCUUAGUCAGCAGGCUCGGCCUUCACCAAAAAACAAAACAACAAAAAAAAAGGUACUUCGAGACAAGAAGACGAGCUGGAAGAAGAGCUGA
This is a messenger RNA of Trichophyton verrucosum HKI 0517, 255 nucleotides long. RefSeq lists its product as uncharacterized. The transcript has a single exon. The coding region runs from base 1 to 255 and encodes 84 amino acids. The record is from RefSeq and is a predicted model, not a curated record. NCBI's taxonomy places the organism in Eukaryota, Fungi, Ascomycota, Eurotiomycetes, Onygenales, Arthrodermataceae.